AGCAUUAUCAUUAACUGUGUGAGGUGUGUUUGUUUACAUGUGAUUCUAUGGUGAAUUGACAGUAGCUAUGACACUUAGCAUUUUUUCUUAAAAAAAUUGGUUAACUAUUAUUGUCCAGUGUGUUUGAAGAAUACAUCAACGUCCAUAAUGAGUGACACACUGACAAAGAAAAUAGGAGCACCGGAUUUCGCUCCUGAGAAGUUUGUUAAGGAGUUGACACAACAGUGCGUUGGUGGAAUAGAACUGCAGCAACAACGGCAGAAGAUCCAGCAAUUAGCAGAUGAAACGAACAUACUCCUGAAGAAGAAUGUGUACCACAAUUACAUGCAGUUUAUUGAGACUGCAAAAGAAAUUUCUCAUCUUGAAAGUGAAAUGUAUCAACUGUCACAUAUGCUGACAGAACAACGCGCUCUUUUGUCUUCAUUAGCUUCUAUGUCACUGUUAGGUGAUAAAAUUUCUAGUGCACCUCAGGAAGCCGAAUCAGAAACAGAUCCCAAAUCUCCUCAGGAGGAUGGUGAAGAGGAGAGGCGUCGCCGUCUUACUGCAAUUCUAGAAAAAGUUGAAGGAUGUAUGGGACUGCUAGAAACACCAGGGAGAACUGUUCUACAUGAGGGUGAUGUACUAGAGCUGGAUCCAGUUGAGAACACUGCUUUACAAAGGGUGCAUGCAUACCUGCUUAGUGAUGGUCUUAUGCUAGCCACGUGGAUACCUAACAGACGAGGUCCUGUACGCUACAAAUUUCAAGCCAUCUAUGAACUUGGCAGUCUUGCUGUAGUAAAUGUCCGUGACAUGGGUAAUGUGAAAAUGGCUUGGAAGCUUUUGGCAUUUCCAGAUACUCGAGUCUUCCAGUGUUCCAGCAAUCAGAGUAAGGAAGAAUGGCUGGAAAAAUUUGACCAAGCUAAAAAGGCACGCCUUGCUCAGGAGCAGCAGAAAAGGGAAUCUGCAAAUACAGGUAGUGCCUCAUCUCCAGUGAAACCAGUACGAUCGGAAUCUAUUGACUCGUCAACUAACCCAUUUGAGGAUUCAGAGGACAGUAUUCCUGAGCUGGAACUACCAGACUGGCUUUUAGAAGUACCUGAAGACCUUGAUGUAUGCAUUGCCCAGCGCCAUUUUGAAGAUGCUUACAAUUUGCUUGAACGAGCCAGAGAUUUUCUGGACAAAAAUUCUGGUAGAGGCAGUGAUGCAGUAAUUAUUGAUAUCCGACGAAAGGUAGAAACUCGUGUGAAAGCACUGACUGAUGUGUUAACAAAGGAACUGACUGUUUCACCUGACAAAUCAUUGCAAGGAGGACUGAGAGCUGCAAGGAGAGCAGUUAGAUUGCUAAACAAGUUAUCAUGUUCUACUCAGGCAUGUGAUUUGUUCCUGAAGCUGUGUUCUAGUAUAUUGAAAGCACAACUAAAACAUGUUAAGCGAGAAGGAGCCACUGUACUUUAUGUACGUCAGCUUGGAGGCAUAUUCUUCACAAACUUGGCUGAUAUGGCCCGUGAGUUUCUGCGUGCUUUUCCAAACUCACCGAGUUGCGCUUCAGCAUUUGUGGUCUGGGCAAGUUCUGAGCUCACUUUAUUCACAUCUCAUCUUAUAAAGCAGGUUUUCAUGCCACAGUCUGCUAUAACAAGCCUUGCAGAAAGUGUAACUUGCAUCAGAGGCCAGUGUGACCAGCUGUGUGAACUAGGCCUGGAUUUACGUUAUCAAUUGGAUGGCCAGCUGCGUCAGCCUCUAGUGCGACUGUUGCGUGAGACACGAGAAAAAUUAGUAGAUGCUGUGAAGAUGCGUGCUGUUGAAGACCGUUGGCGUCCAACUAACCUGCAGAACAAAGCAGGUCUACAGCGUUUCUUGCAGGAAAUGUCUGAAAUCGGGAUUGAGAAUCUCGAGUCACAGGUAACAGGUGAGUGCUGGGUUAAUUUAACCAGUAGCACUGUAGCGUUCACUAAGCUCUACCUGCCACUGCUGGAUGACUGCCUGAGGCUGUCCACCCCUGAGCUCCAGCACACUGUCGAUGAAGUUUUAGGCGAUGUGUUUCAAGCACAGCUCAAACAUGUGGAAGCUUCAGUGGCCAGUGACAAGCUCCGUGCUGAGAGACCGUUCAUUCACAAAAAUGCUGUGUUCCUCUUCGAUACACUGUUGAAAUUAGUAGAACAGCGUUAUGCAGAAAAGAUUGGUCAUCCUUGUGCGAGGUUAAUUUCUCUACGUGAUGAGUAUUCGUGGCUGAAGGGUGAAGGCCACUCUCGUAUGUCAUCAUCAAGCAGUAAGGCAGCCAAAAAAUACACAUCCCCAGAAUUUGUAUGAAAGAAACUUUUGUAUUUAUCAAUUUUUGAGAAGUUAUAAACAGAUUUUGGUACCCUGAAAAAUAGAGCAGUAUGUACACUUGUAUGUGCCAGUGCAAGUGGCAUGUGUGUUUACAUUCAUAGAAAUAACAGGCUACAGCUCAGUGAUAAUGUAGAAAGAAAGCAAAACAUGAAGAAAUCAAAACAUCUCAGUGAAUGUAUGAAUUAUUAUUAUUAUUGUCAUUAUUAUUAUUUGUAAAUAUUUGGCAAACUGUUGCUGUUGCUCCUGAAAUGAACUGUUAUUUACUGUAGUAAAUAAAGAUAACUAAGUGCAGUUUUCUUUACAGUGUACAUAAAUGUGUAAUUUUGGAGAUUUAUAUCAUAAUUUUCAUAACAUUUUGGAUUGAAAAAAAAUGUGUAUUUUAUUUAUUUAUCAGAAUAAAGCACUAAGAUACAUGCUGUCAGAAAGUUAUGAAAUAUAUAAGGUCAUUAAGUGCCUUCUUAGUGUGAUCUACUUCAUAUGCAUUCAUCUACUGAUUUAUAUUUCAUAAUUGCUC
Schistocerca americana (American grasshopper) is the source of this 2821-nucleotide messenger RNA. It is a transcript of the gene Exo84, whose product is annotated as exocyst complex component 8. NCBI's taxonomy places the organism in Eukaryota, Metazoa, Arthropoda, Insecta, Orthoptera, Acrididae. Bases 148 to 2286 code for a protein of 712 amino acids. The transcript is spliced from 13 exons. Gene Ontology annotation, biological process: exocytosis; intracellular protein localization; Golgi to plasma membrane transport. The record is from RefSeq and is a predicted model, not a curated record. Gene Ontology annotation, cellular component: exocyst.